UCCAAGACAUUUAAAUCCUUGGCAUCACUAAUUAUAUCCUCCCAUCUGUCAGUGCGACAAAACUCACGAUCGUUUCGAGUGUAGUUUCAGCGUCAUCCCCGCCAAGAAUUGUUGCAACCACUGAAACCAUGCCUUAUUCCGACUACCUGAAUUCUUGGGGCGUGGGCGGCGACUCGGAUUCGGAUGGCGAAAGCCACCAUGUAGAUCAUCUAUCGCCAUCAAAUGGCUAUUUCGCCUCCUCUGCUGCCUCGUCAUUCCAUCAUGUGCCUACCAUACCAAAUAUCCUAAUCCCUGACCCCACGCUACAACAACAGCAAACGUCGGAGUCAGGCACUGAGUCGAAAGCUCGAGAAGCGGACGAGGAAAUACUCAGCUCAAAUACUCAGAGGUCAGGAACCUACUUCAGUCACUACAACCUGAUAGGAUCAGGCAGCACUCAAGGAGCUGGGCAAUCAGCGCAAAGCAGUGCCAAUCUGACCACCACACCAGACCAACGCCAACACCCUUUGGCAUCUGCGCAUACGUACUCGCCAUCGUCACCAUCUCGCACUUCUUUCCGGACUCGUCCGACAGGGGGACGGACUCCUUCUGUAUAUUCUGACGCACCACCCGCGUAUUCGCCCUCACCCACAUCACCUCUCACAGCUCGUCUCCCACCUAUCCCUAUCAGCCAACCUAGAAGCUACAACACAUUUAACGCAGCAACCAUGGGCGCGGCAGACAUAAUUGAAAACGAGCGGCUGCUCUCGCGAGAACCAGAAAGCCUCAGCCAACCAGAAGACGAAGAGACCGGUCGCAUAACACCAACAUUACCUCAUUGGAGCCGACGAGUUAGGAGACGACUACCAACGUGGCUCAACCCGAAGCUGGUGUUGGUUGGUCUGCUCAUACUACUCGUGUCCAUAACUCUUUUAGCAAGUUCCUUCCGGAUAGUGAAAGAAGACGGUAACAAGAAAACCAUCGGAGCUCAACCCGUCGAGCAAGGACCCCCAGAUUCCGAGAAAGUGCCCGCACAGCCGGACACCGACGAACCCGCCAUGGAGUCACCUUUCCAGCCAACCCGCUGUUCAGGGGCCGGGUAUCACUUCGAAGACCAGGUCCUGCCUCUCCAGUUCGCGAGAAACCGCAACGUCACCUUUCUGCAAGACCACCACCCGCACGCGGGAAACACCCAAGUGCACGUUGCCGGGCAAGUGCAUGUGCGACGCCUCGCCGAUGGGGGAGAUGAGCCGCGCAUAGUCCUCGAGAUCGUCACCAAUGCCCACGACCUCUUCCUCGACGUGUACGCGGACGAAGAGUCGCAGACCAUGAAGGUCAGCGUGCCGCGGACCUACGACAACGUCGACCGGGUCAACUGGCCGUGCGUCGAGAUGCGCGCGACGAUCUGGGUGCCCGCGGACGCCGAGAUCGGCGAGCUCAGGGUCGGGACCACCCACCUCGACAUCCUCCUCGUCGACGACCUGUCGCUGCACGUGGACGGGUACUCGCGGAUCACCUCCGUCUCCGGGAGCAUCACCUCCGCCGCCAACAGCCCCCCAUCCUCGCACCUCAACUACGCCAACGACACCUCCGGCUUCCUCCCGCCGGACCACACCUUCGUCCCCGCCAAGAACACCUACGCCUUCGACUCGCGCGUCAUCGAAGCCUCUUCCACCUCGGGCCCCAUAACCGGCAACUGGCCGUUAUACGACCUGCUCGGCCUGCACACCAGCUCCGGCGACAUCUCCGUCUCCAUCACACCGCAAGCCGCGAACCCCAACCCCAACCCCAACCCCGACAGCGACAAGCCCGCCAUCCUCUCGCUCUCCUCCCUAUCCGGCACCGUCUCCGCCUCGGAGCCGAUCCACGCGCGCCCGAACCAGCAGCAGCAGCAGCAGCAGCCCGCAACCCCCCCGCGCAACUACCUCGUCGACGUGAAGUCCACCUCCGGCGCCGUCCGCGCCGCCCUCGCCUUCAGCGGCGGCGCCACCUUCAAGAGCGCGUCGGCGGACCUCACGCUCGACCUGCUCCCCGUGCUCCCCGCGAGCGCGUCCGCCGCGGGCCCCGCGCAGCUGGAGACCGCGACCACGAGCGGCACGACCGCCGUGCGCGUGCUGUCGCCCGUGUGGGGCGGUCUCGGGGCCGCGGAAAACUCCGCGGCGGUGCGGGGGGUAGGUGGCAGGCCGCUGGACUGCCUGGCCGCGGUGCACAAGGCGACGAGCGGGGACAUCCGGCUCCAGUACCCGCAGGCGUGGGAGGGGUACCUGCAGGCGAGGACGAUGAGUGGGGUUCUGCGGGUGAGGGGGCGGGAUGUCAAGGUUGUGAAGCCGUCGCGGGGGUGGGGGCCCGAGUCGAGGCUGGAGGCGAGGAAGGGGGUGGUGCCGGGGAUGCCGGGGUCGUCGAUUUGGGCGCGGGCGUUGUCGGGGGAUGUGGAUGCUGUGGUGGGGGAUGUGUGAAUUAGAGAUGAUAAUGGGAUGGAAGGGUAUACAAGGGAGGUUGUAGUCUAGGGGGGAAGGGUAGGAAAGAAGGAAGGAAGGAAUAGGUACUUGAAAGUGUGGCGGGUAGCAUGCAUGUGGC
Molecule: messenger RNA, 2556 nt
Organism: Hypoxylon fragiforme
Lineage: Eukaryota; Fungi; Ascomycota; Sordariomycetes; Xylariales; Hypoxylaceae
Exons: 2
Coding region: 129-2435 (768 amino acids)
Source: RefSeq, a predicted model, not a curated record